Messenger RNA from Xyrichtys novacula (pearly razorfish), 6725 nucleotides. The record is from the annotation of a GenBank genome assembly. NCBI's taxonomy places the organism in Eukaryota, Metazoa, Chordata, Actinopteri, Labriformes, Labridae.
AUGCUGUCCAUGACGGUCCGGGACCACGCUCUGCCCUUUCUCGUUGACACAGGGGCUACCAGAUCUACGGUUAAUCAGGACAUUGGGCCUCUGUCUCGACGGACGAUGAGCGUGGUGGGUUUCUCUGGGGUAAGUCAGAUUCUGUCAUUUACCAUCCCCCUCCCCACACACGUAGCGGGACAGAAAUUACAACACCCCUAUCUAGUGUCUCCCAGUGUUCCAGUCAAUCUCCUGGGUAGGGACCUACUCUCGAGACUCAAUGCACAGAUCCUCUGCGGUCAGCAGGGCCUCACUGUCACGUUCCCGGAUGGGACUGAAGUUCUAUGUGCACAAGGGAUUGGGGACACACACCAGUACCUCCUCAGAGACACUGAACCUAGAUUUGCAGACAUUUUCUGGGCCCUGUUGGAGCCAUCACAAACUGGGCUCUACUCAUGUUAUCUCCAUUGGAAACCCUGGAUCCUCAGCGUCCACCCCUACAUGGCUCCACCUGACCUGCUCCAUCUGACUCUGUUCUACGACUGGGAGGGUAAUGAAUGUUACCUAGAGGAAUUCCAAAAUCAGCUAGAAGGUAAGACCUGGCAGCUACAUUCUGGUGACAUUUUGGUGGGACAACAGGGGGUUGCGGCAAUGGUUAAUCUCACAACAGAGCAACAGUCCUGGUAUAAUAUGUCUGAGACUGCUUUCCCCCACAUUUCGCUGGCUCUCCAUCCGGGACAUGAGGCUCGCGAAUUGGACCCCAUGGUCAAAGCAGCAGUCUUAGCCUCAGACUGGUCUUCCUCCGGCCUGCCUGGCGUGCUCCGCUCUCCGUCCCUGAAAAUGUUCAGAAUUGUGAGUACUACCACUGACUCUGCUUUAUGCACACAUGAACUCAUACCUAGAGACCAUGGUAGAGAAAAAUCUGAUCAUCCAAAAGCACAGGAGCUUAUCUCCUCCCUCCCAGUCUCAUUGUGGGCCGAGGGUCCAACCGAUGUCGGAUUGAUCCACUGUAAACCUAUCUCAUUCCAGCUGAAUACUGACUCUCCGGUCUGGGUGCCACAGUACCCUCACAAAAGAGAGGCAGAAUUGGGCAUUCAGGACACCAUAGAAGGCCUGUUAGACUCUGGUGUCCUCGAACCCUCCAACUCCUGCUGGAACACACCCAUUCUACCGAUUGAAAAGAAGGGCACCGGUCAGUACCGUAUGGCCCAUGACCUCAGAGCCAUCAAUCAGAUUCUAGGGACCAAUACGGUCCCGGUGCCAAACCCAUAUGUUGCUCUGAACAAUCUGUCUCCCGAACAAGCAUGGUUCACAUGUAUUGAUCUUGCUAACGCUUUUUUCUGUCUCCCUUUACAUGAGAACAUUCGGGACAUCUUUUCGUUCACCUACCAGCGUCGCAGACUCCGUUACACCCGCCUCCCACAGGGAUUCGCCCUCUCCCCUGGCAUCUUUAACCAGGUUCUGAAAGAGAGUUUGGCUGACCUGCAGCUGCCUGAUGGCACCACAGUGAUUCAAUAUGUCGACGACCUGCUCAUUGCGUCCACCACAGCCGAGUCCUGCCUGCAGGCCACACGGGCCCUGCUCCUACUCCUGGCCCGCCACGGGUUCAAGGUCAGUCAACCUAAGUUGCAAAUCGCGCGGAAACAAGUUUCUUUCCUCGGCAGACUACUGUCACAAAAGGGGGCCUCAUUGUCCCCCGCCCACCGCACAUCCAUUCUGCACCACACCAAGCCUGACACUGUCAAAGCUAUGCUGUCGUUUCUCGGUCUGGUGGGUUACAGCAGGCAGUACAUACCUGAUUUUUCCACUCUCACAUCUCCGCUGAGAGCCAUGGUCACCUCUGCAGGUAUGAGAAAUCUGAAUGCGAAGCUGACAUGGUCCCGCAACUCGGAAGAAGCUUUUAUCAAACUCAAACAAGAACUCGCUGCGUCCGCCGAAUUGGCCCUCCCCGACUACGCGCGCCCGUUCUUUUUGGAUGUUUCUGAAACAGAAUCUGUUGCUAACGGUAUUCUGUUCCAGAAAAAAGGGGGAGAGAGAACGGUACUGAUGUAUCUCAGUGUCAUCCUUGACCCCACAGAAAAACGUCAACCAACGUGCACAAGACAUGCUGCAGGUGUUGCCAAACUCAUCAACAAAAGCGCACACAUAGUUAUGGGACACACACUUCACAUCUUGACAUCACACAGCGUUGUAGCUUAUGUGAACUCGCAAACUUUUACGAUGUCCUCCACAAGACAGCAAAAACUCGCUCGCAUUCUCGAAGCCCCAAACUUGCUAUUCACUCAUGAAGGUGUUAACAUGGCUGAGCGUUUGGGGGAAGGUGUGUUGCAUGAGUGUGCCCACAGGGUUGAAAAAGAAGAAAAAGCCAGAGAAGACCUCCAGUCGGAGCCCAUCCCAGGGGCCAGAAACCUAUACACAGACGGAUGCUGCUACAGAGAUGAGAAGGAGGGACUCAGAGCAGGAUUCUCAGUGAUAGAAGAAACACCAGACGGACUCAAGACGGUAACAGCACAAAAGCUCAAUGGACCACAGUCAGCCCAGAGAGCAGAAGUCGUGGCAGUGAUUGAAGCCCUGAAAGCAGGUAAAGACCAAGACAUUAACAUUUACACUGACUCAGCCUAUGCAGUACACGCAGCACAAGUAGACCUAGGACAAUGGAUGAGAGCGGGCUACCUAACUGCAAAACAAGAACCCAUUAAACACAUGGAUGAAAUGAAAGAGCUUGCAAAAGCACUGUGGUUUCCCCAGAAGGUAGCCAUCAUCAAAUGCAAAGGACACGACAACAGCGGAUCCAGAGUUGCCAUGGGCAACCAAGCAGCAGACUCUGCAGCCAAAGCAGCCGCAGGAUAUCAUGAGAAGCUCCUGUUGGUAAGACCAGACACAGAGACACAAAUGACAAAACUGUCCCUUACAGAAAUCUCAAAAGAACAGGACCUAGCCUCACCUGAAGAGAAGACAGUGUGGAAACUCAGAGGCGCAGUCCUAUCGGAAGGGACCUGGAGAUCCCCAGAUGGAAGGUUGGUUCUGCCACCUGGGCUCAAAGACAGUAUCUUCUCAGAAGCACAUGGAGUUGGCCAUGCAGGCAUCUCCCAGAUGAAAGUGGACCUCAAAGAAUGGUGGCACUCCUUCCUACAUGACAUGCUAAAGGAGUGGGUAAGACACUGCACUGUUUGCACACACCACAACACCAGACCUACAUACAAACCCGGGGUGGGUAAGUUCCAACUAAACACACGUCCAGGGAAAGAAAUCAUCAUUGAUUUUACAGAUAUGGUUAACUCAGUCCGAGGGUACAGGUAUGUUUUGAUGUGUGUUGAUGCAUUUACAGGAUGGCCAGAAGCAUGGCCAGUGAAAAGAGAGGACAGCAAAUCAGUAGUUAAGUGUCUCAUCAACUAUUACAUCCCACAGCAUGGCUUCCCAGAAAAGAUCAGGUCGGACAAUGGGUCACACUUCAAGAACCAGGACCUCCAGUACGUGGAGGCCAUGUUGGGACUUAAACAUGGUUUUGGGUCCGUGUACCAUCCUCAAUCUCAGGGUAAGGUUGAGAGGAUGAACCAGACAGUCAAGAACAGGCUGUCAAAGAUUUGUGCCCAUACAGGGCUGAACUGGGUGGAUGCUCUACCGCUCGCCCUCAUGUCCAUCCGAUCCUCAGUAAACAGGACAACUGGACACACCCCAUUCGAGCUCGAACGUGGUCGACCUUUUCCAGGGCCAGAGCGAGCCCUGCAAAACACUGACCCUCCUCCCUCUCACAUGCACCAGAAAGAUUAUUAUGUACAACUGCAAUCUGUUCUCUCUGAAUUUGCUAAGCAGGUGCGAGACAGCAAAGACGGCACCAAAGACGGUGACCUACCCAUCACUGACUGGGUCCUCCUUCGGGUCAUCAAGAGAAAGUGGAGCGAGCCUAGGUGGACAGGACCAUUUCAGGUGACCGAGAGAACCUCCCACGCAGUCCGGCUGGACAGGAAAGGAGACACCUGGUUCCACCUCACUCAGUGCGCCCCAGCUGUAACACCUCAACGCUCCCUGAAGGAAGUGCGGCAGGAUCUUGCAGCAGCUGCAGCAGGAAACCAAACCAAAGAGCCACACACCUCCAGAAAAGACACAGGGCAGAAUAAUCCCUGCAACGAAAAAGGCACAGGGUAGUCUACCCCUGACCGCCUGAAGAAAGACGACAACAUCCCGCAGGACGUCAGCUGACACCUGCUCCAGUAGACAACGACGCUACGCUGCUUGUCCGGGCGACCUCCACGGACGGAUCAUCUGUCAGGUCGUACAAGACGAGAAGAUUUUUUACCUGUAUGCUCCACACUGUAUGUUCCACACCCUUUUAUUUCGGCAUUUAUCUGGUUAUUAACUUACAUUGUAUUGCUCGAUGUUCUUUUGUGGGUUGAAUUUUGCAGAAACAAAAUGAGGAUCCCUCGUCCUAAAUUUGGCUCAUGGCCAUGGUUGAUCGCUUUAGCCUUAUUUAGCAUAGGUUUGCUGCUUAUAAUUUUAGGGCUGACUAGGGAGUUCCCACAGUUGCCUACAAAUGCCACAAAACACGAUGCAACAUACCUCUCACGUCCCAUUCGCGGUUAGGAUGCUUAUUCGGCCCGCCCAUCAAUCUCUGGUAAUGCUACGGCCCCAGUGCAAGUUGGCCCUCCCUCGGAGAUGGUAACAAUUGGCGACAAGCAGAAGGUCCCAUACCGUAUGAUGUAUCUUACACGCCCCGGGGGGGGAAUGACAGCCAAAAAGGGGGUGUCAGUAGUGUCUGUCAAUUUCACUUACUUAAAGGUCAUGGUUCCCACUCCUUCUGAAUGUUGGGUUGAUAGAUUUGAUGUGUAUCCAAUCAAAGUACUCACGGUUGUUUUCCAUCUCCUCCUCUAAUCCCCAGCCCACAGCUUGAUACUAACCUGUCCCUCAGUGUGGUAGACCCCGACCUGGAUGCCGCCCUGCAUGCGAACAAAAGUAAUGUUUACCUAGUCAUAGCAGAAGUACUGAUGGUUAAAUUUAUACUGAUGGUUAAAUUUAUACUCCUGGCACUGUUGAUGCGCUCAUUGAAGGUGAUCUCUUUGAAGAGAUCAAAAGGGGGAAUUUGUGGGAACUCACAGGUUCAUGCUAAUCAUUUAACCAUCACAUGUUCACGCUAAUCAUUUAAUCAUUGAUGACAAUCAUUUAAUCAUUGUUUCAGGUAAUUAACUGUUUUCUUAUUGUGUUAACAUUAUUUUGUGUGCUCAUCGCGGACAUGUACUGAUGAGUCAGAUUAGAAGGUUUAAUGCUAACACGGGGGCAAUUGACCACUGUGUCACAAUGUAUAGAACAGAGACUUUCAGUAUAGAAGGAUUUUAGCUUAUGCCUAGAAGUGCCAAGGGUUGGUAAGUAUGGUUUUAAACUGUUCUGCCUUAACAGUCAUUUAUUAAAAAGUGUGCUUUAUAAUCAUCACAGCCAUUCAUUAAAAGUGUUCCUUAUAAAAGUGCUCUAUGGCCCUGACAUAUGCCUUAGAUAAUGAUGUGCCUUUCAUAAACAGAUGUGCAGGUGCUAGUCAGAGAUGUGAACAACAGGACGAGGGAGGAAGAUCACUCUGUCCUGGGAAGAUGGGGAGUUGUAAAGGGGGGGUUUGCAUGCCCAGCAGUCUGCCCAGUGGGAACUCAGUGAAAGCUUGGAAUACAUGACGCAAAUAUGAUAAAGGGAGACGGGCGCUGGAUGCAUCCAAGGUCAACUUUCCUGAAACCACGGUUUCGGUCAGGUAAAAAAAAAAUAGAACAAUACGUGCUUGUUUGUCCAUAGAGAAACACUGGGGGCUGCUGGUUAUGUAAACUCUCCGCCCAAAAAGAUGAUGAGACGCCUCCUAGGGUAUAAAUAUUAACUACUGAAAAAUAGUAAUCAGACCACCUCAGAGAUACCAUUGGGUUGAUGUUGUGUUCUCCAAGAUAUCUUGUGUUAUUUGAUGUGCCGAAAUAAAAGGUUUGUUGAAGACACCUUUUUGCCUCAGUGAAUCCUCUGUUCCAGUCUCCAUCAACGGACUCGGGGAAGUUUGAAUUAACUUCAACAGUAGGUGGAGGUGUGACAAACACUUCAGUAUUUAUGUUUCGCAUCAAUACAGUGAAUGCUUAUGUUUUUAAAUUUUACUAUAUAAUCUGACUAUGUCCGAGUUCAAACAGUCAGUGUGAGAGUGGUCUAUGUUAUCAGAUUAUCUUUGUGUGUGUGUCAUUUGCCAGGUUCUCAAGGCACCACCAACGGGGGUCAGCACAGAGGGAGGAGAGGCCACUGCUGCAAACUGGAAAUGGUUUAACAUCAUGGAUGAGGUGAUGAGGGACCGUCCCACCAUAUCACCGCCCAACCUCAUCACCUCAUCCAUUACACCAGCAGCAGUGGCCUCUCCUCCAAAUCCCCCUUCUGAGUCUCCUCCUGUGAGAGUGAGGAGAACAAGCGACUCACGGAGCAGAGAGUGGUUUGAGGAGUGGGUUAAAGAGUUUGAGGAGAGGGAGGAUGAAAGGAUUCGGCAGGCAGAGGAGCGGGAACGUCGGGCAGAGGAGAGGGAGAGGCAGGAAAAGAGAGAGAUGGAAGAAAGAUGGGUAAGGAGAGAGAGAGAGUGGAGAGAAGAGGAAAGAAGGAAUACAGAUAGAAGAGAGCGUGAGUGGAGAGAGUGGAUGGACAGAAGAGCAAUAAAAGAAAGGAGAGAGAGAGAGGAAAGAGAGAGGGAGAGUAGAGUGAGAGAAGAGAGGUGGAUGGAGUUAAUUGAAAGACUUUUUAAUUCUAAAUAA